Salpingoeca rosetta is the source of this 2872-nucleotide messenger RNA. RefSeq lists its product as uncharacterized. Lineage: Eukaryota; Choanoflagellata; Craspedida; Salpingoecidae. The coding region runs from base 198 to 2783 and encodes 861 amino acids. The transcript has 3 exons. The record is from RefSeq and is a predicted model, not a curated record. Gene Ontology annotation, molecular function: protein binding.
CAUCAUUCCCGAAGUUCCUGAGGUGCAGCCAGUGUUAGUGUUCUCCCAUCCUCCCUCCCCCCCUCAUCUCUACCUGCAGGCGAGCAAGCACAAGCAGACUCAGCUCUGCUUUACACCUUUUCAUCUGUUUAUCUCUCCGCCCUCCCUCCUCAACACCCCCACCAGUCGCAGUUGACCACUUGAAAGCUUGCUUGAGGAUGGACCGAAACCGCGGAUUUGAUGUGUUCAUUUCAGCACAUCGAGAGGCCAUGGGUGAGGCUUUGGCGCUCAGGGACAGACUUCGGAACGUCCAGCUUCUCGGCGAACAACGGGGUGCUCCAACCGUGUUCUUGCGCGACGAACGCAUGGGCGAAGAAAUAAUGGAAGGCGCACUCCGCAACUGUUCGCUCGUGGUGGUGCUCGCGUCCUCCAGCUAUGGCACAGGACAAGAGCAAGGUGACCUGCGAUAUGUGCUGAGCGAAGGCAAGCCGUUUCUCGCGGUCAAGCGGGACGACCAGCUCCAAGUGGAGUGGGUGCAGAACGCUCUCAACGGUACCAACUGGCUGUCGUGGUUUGAGGAACGCGAACAACAGCCGCAGCCGCAGCCGCAGCACCAGCGGUUUGCUCGCAUCGAGGUUCGCUGGCAGAUAUUGCGCCGCAUUCGAGACACGCUUGAGGCGCUGCAACAGCGAGCACCCGAUGAAGAACACCCGCGUCAGCCCUGGCUCGCGAGGACAGUUCUUUUGGCGCUGGCUAUCGUGAUUCUUGGCCAAGCCAUCUUCGGCGUGACCCAGCAAUCGCUCCUGGGGCAAGUUGGUGAAUCAGGUCACGGUUGGACCAACCUUCAGGUGUUUCAGCGCUUGGACGCGAUUGAAAGGCGGCUGGAACACCUGGAAUACGUUGACGAACGCCUCUCGGAUGUUGAGGUCGCACUCAUAGACAUGGAAGAAGUCAUGGACCGAGUGCGAAAAUUGGAGAAAGGCGCGCACGCGUGGAUGGCUGUGGAAGACAUGGAGCAGCGGAUGCGUUCCCUUGAAGAGGGAUUCCAAGAUCAAACGCACCUGCGAGACAUGGUGCACCGUGUGAAUGCACUUGAAGGACAGAUGCGCGCUUGCACGGCUGUUCAAGACGUCGAGAAGCGAGUGCGCAAAUUAGAGAAACAAAUGAAGUCGCGUUCAACCGUCGACUGUGACACGCAGGAUACAGACGAGGAUGUUGUCGGACAACUCGUCACCCUCGAAGUGCAAAUGGCGACACUCGAAGACCGCACCAGCACGCUGGAAGAACACGAUGAAGCUCUUGCCUCACUUCGAGAACAGCUUCAUGGAUGCGAACAGCUGGGCGACGUGGUUGCAGAUCAGGCCGGAACUUGCUACUUUGACAGUGGCUCAUGCCCGCCGCUGAAUGUUGAGCCAGACGUGAUUGUCGAAUAUCCACACGGCGAACAAGUGUCAACAGCCCUCUGGGGGUGGGAAGUGAUGGUUUGGCACCCUUCUGGAGGUGCUGUUGCUGCGGCUCUACAAUCUCCCGGCAUUGUGCUUCGUUUCCAUUGUUCCAGGGACCACUACGUGUCAGGCCAUAUCUCAACUACAUGUCUGCGCUCUCUGCAGUGGAGUCACCAACCACCAAAAUGUAUUCCGCUGACAAACUGCCGUCCCUCUGAAUACGUGGAGGCGCCAGCUUCAGAAUCAACUGAUCGCAUUUGCGCCACGUGCCCGCCGGGUACAUUCAGUGACUCAGAAAACGCCGCCAAAUGCUCAGUGGUCCGCAGAUGUAGCCCUGGUGAAUACAUGUUACGCGAGGCAACCCCCACGUCAAAUCGUGAAUGCAAGCAGUGCACAACCCGAGCAGAAACAAUUACACGCCCACUGGGCACUAAGCCUGAAACUGACGUGGAUGACUGGGCUGACCUUGUUCUUGCUGCCAACGGAGUGUUUUACGGUAUUCCGGCGCACGCAACAUCCGUACUCGCCUACAACCCAAACGGCACAGUUCAUGCCGAAAUUGACGUGAGUUUCUAUGGCGAUAGUUGGAAGUGGAGUGCAGGCGUUCUUGCUGAUGGCCUCAUCUUUGGCAUUCCGUACGACGCUGCGGCGGUUCUGGUCAUCCACCCAAGCAGUGAUAGCAUUAGUGACAUCAGCGUUGAAUGCGGAAGGACGGCGUGUUGGAAAGGUGGCGCACUCGCCGGCAAUGGCAAAAUUUAUGCUACGCCUCACCAUGCGGAUGAAGUCCUGAUCAUUGAUCCGGUUGCCCUGACUGUGGAUACCACAACUAUCAUCGGUCUUGGUCUUGGGUGGAAAUGGGCUGGUGCUACGCUGGCACAGGAUGGCCGAAUUUACUGCGCACCCUUUGAUCGUGGCAGUUUGCUCGUGAUUGACCCGACGACUAACACAGCCGAAGAAUGGGGUGUCAUGGUCCUCGACACAAACGCAGCAGCAUUCAGUGACAUAAUCACUGCGGCAAACGGAUUGUUGUUCGCGAUUCCUUUCAACGCGCGGUUUGUUGCUGUCGCUGAUCCAAAGACAAGGGAUUUCGCGGGCAUAUCUGGACUGUCAUGGGACGGAUCGAAAUGGGGUGCGGCGAGGCUUGAUCGGUUUGGGCGCAUCGUUGCAAUGCCAUACCGAGCCAACAGCGUGCUCCUCAUCGAUCCUGACACCGGGACAAUUGCAUACAAUUCCACAACAACGAAUGGCUGCCUAGGUGCUGCCACGACUCGCGAUGGUAUUGUUCACUGCAUCCCAAAUCACACGCAGGAUGCAAUGCUGUUGGUUGACUACCCAUGCGACUCAAGGAAGAAGCCAUAAACAAAGGAAGAUAUAAGAAGUGCGCCUGGGCACUAAGUGCUCUUUCAGAAUUGUUUGUGUCAGCGUUCCACUCAUUUGCCCAAAUCACC